GGUCCGUUUUAUAUGGCAAUACUGAUAGUCUAUAAUCUGUGUAUUUGAUAAUUUAAUAACAUAUUUAGGUGUAUUUUUAUAAUUGUACAUAUAAGUUCGAGUUUUCUUAAAUUACGAAAAUACAAACAAACUACAAAAGACGCUAUCAUUGCUAAUAAUGGCCCUAAAAGGUAUUAAAGUUAUUGAGAUGAUGGGAUUGGCUCCGGGACCAUUUUGUGGAUCAAUAUUAGCCGACUUCGGAGCUAGCGUUACCGUCGUUCAGAAGAUAGAACCUUCUCCAUUUGAUGUGAUGUCGAAUGGAAAAAGGAUGAUAUCGGUAAAUUUAAAGACCAAAGAAGGUGUUAAUAUUUUAAGGAAAUUAUGUGCAUCAUCCGAUGUUUUUUUGGAUACAUUUAGACCAGGAGUUUUGGAAAAACUUGGCCUAGGACCAAAUUCACUUUUAGAAGAAAAUUCUCGUUUAAUUUAUGCUAGAUUAACUGGUUUUGGUCAAAAGGGGAACCUAAAACUGAAGGGUGGUCAUGAUAUAAACUAUGCAGCAGUAUCUGGUGUACUCUCAUUAUUAAGAAAUAAAAAAGAACCUCCAAGACCACCAAUUAAUCUGUUAGCUGACUUUGCAGGAGGUAGUGUUUUAUGUGCCUUUGGAAUUCUAUUAGCUUUAUUUGAACGCACAAAAUCUGGAAAAGGUCAAAUAGUAGAUGCUAGUAUGACUGAAGGUCUAGCUUACAUUGCAUCUUGGUUAUUUAGAUCAAGAAAUUUGCCUAUAUGGUCAGGAGAGCCGGGUACAAAUAUUUUAGAUGGUGGUGCCCCAUUUUAUAGGACAUAUAAAACCAAAGAUAAUAAGUACAUGGCUGUGGGAGCUUUAGAACCAAAAUUUUAUUCAAACUUUUUAAAAGGCUUAGGUCUGUCUGAAGAUGAUUACAGUCAAGGUGAAGAUAUUGAACAUCAUAUGAAAAUAUUUGAAGAAGUAUUUCUUCAGAAAACACAAAAUGAGUGGUGCCAGAUAUUUGAUAAUUUAGAUGCUUGUGUGACUCCUGUAUUAGAUUUUGAUAGCAUUGAUAAUGAAAAAUAUUACAUUUCUGAUAAUUUAUUCAAAAGAAAUGCAAAUAAUACAAUUGUACCCAAGCCAGCCCCAGGGCUAUCAAAUACGCCUGGAAUAUCAGUUGGUUUGCAGCCUUUGCCGCAACCAGGGCAACAUACAAUUCAAGUGUUAAAAGAAUUGGGGUAUGAUGACUAUGUAAUUAAUGAUUUAAUUAAGCAAGGCUGUGUUUAUGCUAGUCAGAAGUCCAAUUUAUAAAUUCCAAUGCUAAUUUAUUCAUGAAUAAUAUUAUUAAGACAUAAUGGAAUCUGGAUGUUGUGAAAUUAAGUUUUUUAUAUAGAGAAAAUCUUUAAUAAUACUGGGUGAUACAUAGUUAUUUAAAAAUGUGUGUUGAUCAAAUAUUGUAUUUAUAACUUUUAAUAUAACAUUUAAAUCAAA
Molecule: messenger RNA, 1474 nt
Organism: Galleria mellonella (greater wax moth)
Lineage: Eukaryota; Metazoa; Arthropoda; Insecta; Lepidoptera; Pyralidae
Gene: Amacr
Product: alpha-methylacyl-CoA racemase
Exons: 3
Coding region: 158-1294 (378 amino acids)
Biological process (GO): bile acid metabolic process
Cellular component (GO): mitochondrion
Molecular function (GO): alpha-methylacyl-CoA racemase activity
Source: RefSeq, a predicted model, not a curated record